Messenger RNA from Sporothrix brasiliensis 5110, 723 nucleotides. RefSeq lists its product as uncharacterized. Bases 1 to 723 code for a protein of 240 amino acids. The transcript is spliced from 3 exons. NCBI's taxonomy places the organism in Eukaryota, Fungi, Ascomycota, Sordariomycetes, Ophiostomatales, Ophiostomataceae. The record is from RefSeq and is a predicted model, not a curated record.
AUGCCGUCGCCAGACCAGCUGCAGCUCCCGAAUCCUGCCGGCCCCAGUGGCCAGGGACAACCCCCCGGCACCGGCAACGGCCCUGGAGUGCCUUCAACGCCGAGUUACUAUGCCUUUGGCUCGUCUGCACCACGCCACUAUGCCCGGCCACCGGGUAACCGCAAUUGGCAGCCAGCGUCGUACGCGAUUAUGCGCAUGCCGCCGACAGAACAGCCGUUCACCGACGACAUGCGAGAGCUCCAGGCCCGGGGCAAGGAUCCGUACGAGUUGACGCGUCGCAACGAGCCCUACUACGAAGACCGCCUGGCGAGCUUGCGUGCCGCCGACCGCAGGCCCCCCGGUGCCGGCCCCGUCCACCACAUGUCGCCCAACUUUGUGCGCCCGCCGUCGCCCGGGCCCCAGCUGCGGCCAGAAGAGGCGCCGCUCGACAAUUUUGCCCAGCUCGAGCGCCGCCGGCAUGCCACGACGGUGCUGGACAGCCCGGAGCUGCUCAUGAUGUACGCCCUGAGCUUGAACGAUUCCAUCCCCGCGGUGCGCAUGACAUUUAUGCACAUCAUGUGCGGCUACGACACCGACACGAUGCUGUCGCCGUCGUCGGUAGCGGCCGGCUCGUCGUCCCACGGCCAACACGACCCAACCGGCACGGCCAAGCAGCAGAGGGCCGGCUAUGGCAAGGACGGCGGCAGCAGUCGAUCCGGUCGUAGCAGGACGUCCAGGCAGUAA